Molecule: messenger RNA, 3558 nt
Organism: Trichoplax adhaerens
Lineage: Eukaryota; Metazoa; Placozoa; Uniplacotomia; Trichoplacea; Trichoplacidae
Exons: 19
Coding region: 1-3558 (1185 amino acids)
Biological process (GO): calcium ion transmembrane transport
Cellular component (GO): membrane
Molecular function (GO): ligand-gated calcium channel activity
Source: RefSeq, a predicted model, not a curated record
AUGGCUGCUACUAUCGACAGUGACUCUGAUAGUAACGAAUAUAUUCGAUUUCAUAACUUGGAAUUUCGAUCGUCUGGUUACGAUGUUUCCGAUGCCGUGUAUUGUAAAAUACGAGAUGAAAUCGACGCUCGCUAUUUGCUUAAAGGAAUACGUAAAGCAACUUCCUACUUUACAAAACCUCAAUUAAUUGUAUCAAUCCUGGGUGGAACAGAUAGACUGGAAACGUUAAUUCAACGAGAAGCAAUAUGUAGAACCGUUAAUCGAUUAACUAAAAUGGCUAGAUGCUAUUUGAUUACUAGUGGUAUCAAUUCAGGUGUUGUUAGAUCCAUUGCCGAGGAGAUUAAAAGUCGUGAAUCUGCCGAUUUCGGCUUAGAUAUACCUUUACUAGGCGUAUGCACCUAUAAAGAUGUUGGAAAGCAUGAAUUGUGGUCUAAAAUAAAGGAUCAAGAUACAUUGAUCUAUGAUAUUAGCGUUGGAGACGAAGCCAACCAUAAUGACUUAAAUGCAUUUCAUGACUGUUUCAUAUUGGUGGAUAAUAGUUAUGAAGGGGAUUAUCAUAAUGAAGUCCAAUUACGGUGUUCAUUAGAGCAUGAAAUUAGGAAUAUGGGCAAAGACAAACUGUUACUUGGUACUAGUACAACGAGCAAGGAUGAUGAUAUGUCAGGCGACUUUAUACCUGCUGUAUAUUUGUUAGUUGGUGGUGAUCUUAGAGCUUUAGAAAUGGCAUCUAUAGCACUUCAUAAAGGAUAUCCUGUCUUUGUAAUUAAGGACACUGGUGGUUCAGCGAAACUUCUUACCAACCUGAUAGAAAAUCAAGAGGAUAGCUCACCAGAACAGAUAGCCGCAACAUUUAUGGAUAUCUUCGCUUUUAAGAAAAAGAAACAUCAAAAUAUUGUAUUGAGAUACGUUGAUAUGUUACAGAAAACAAUUGCAUUACGAGACCAGGUUAAAAUUAUCGGAAUCCAUGCGGCUAAAGGAUUUGUAGAAGAAAUCUUUGAAAUGCUACUGAAAGGAAAUAGUUAUAAGGGAAGUAUUAAUCAUAACUUUUAUUGUGAAAUAGUGCAUGGUACCGAAAUUGAUAUCGAAUACAAACUCAGAUUUUUAUGGGGAAAAAUAGAUACUAGAAAACUAAGUGAAGAUAUAAUAAAUUUGGUCAGCAAAAGAAAAUCUCAUCGGAUGUCCCUUGAUUACUUGAUUAAGUGCGCGUACAUUAAAGGUCUAAAGGAUGUUAUUUACACACUAAUACGAAAUGGUACUCUAAGCUAUAUUGAAGCAUUAGAUAGGGCUAUCACAUAUGAAAUCGCUCGAGGUUCAGUAGAAACUAUUGGUGUCGUUGAUUUUUUACUGGAUAACGCUGGGUCGAAAAUAAAACAUUUUGUCAACCUAGAUAGAAUUAAACUAAUGUACAAGCAUCAAAGCAACACGGAAGACUUGACAAUGACGGAGGCUGGUAGCCUGUUAGCAAAGAUUAUGGAUUUCGGUUAUAAAAAUCCAUACGAAGAAGUAGCAACUUACACUUCAGUUGAGGAAUUUUCAAAUGCAGGAAAAGACUCAUUAGACCCAUUCCGCAAUCUCUUCUUGUGGGCUAUAUUAACCGGCAAAUUAGAACUUUCUUUCCUCUUUUGGAAGAGAAUUAAAACGCCGUUAAUUGCUGCAUUAGUUGGUUAUAAAGUAUUACACUAUUAUAGUAAAGACGACAAACGUACUAACCCGCCUGCAGAUCAUUGUCUAGAAUUGGCUGAAAAAUAUAGAAGACUGGCGUACCAAAUGGUUAAUGAGGCUUACAACAGUGAUGUUGGUGGUACAAUUUAUAUGCUACUUCGAGAAUUACCUGAUUGGGGUGGUGUAUCAUGUUUUUCUGUAAUUAUGUUGACCAAGGGCUUAAAUGAGUUUAUUUCACAUGAUUCCUACGUUGUAUCUCUACGAUGCAUUUGGAGCGGCGAUUUAUUAAUUGCCGAGAAACAAGGUUCUACACCAACCAGUCUUCAAUUAUUUCAAACAGUUUACUGCAACUUUUACAUUAUGAAAGACAUAAAUCUACGGCCAUCUAAUGCAAUACAACCUCAUGAUUUAGAAACUGGAAUAGUUAAACCUACUUCUUGUUCGAACACUUGCGGAACUUUUGUUAGAAUUAGCCGAUUUUAUUACAUUCCUAAAGUAAAAUACUUCCUAAAUUCGGUUUACUUUUUAACAUGUUUAAUACCCUUUGUCCCUUUAAUCUUGUUGCAUGACAUUCAGAUAUUUUAUCUGAUAUUUCUGGCUUUGUAUGGCGCCUUUAUUACACUUUUUUUCGGCAAUGUAACUUCUCCGAUAGAGAUUGCAACUGCCAUUUGGGUUUUAGCCUUAGCAGUCGAGGAGAUUAGUCAGAUUAUGUGGGAACCCACCUGGACAAUCUGUGGUAAAAUCCGCUUAUGGUUAAUGGAUGUCUGGAACGCAUUGGAUUUUAUGGCCAUCAUUAUAUUUGCUACAGCAUUUAUUAUGCAUUUCUUCACGAUAUUAGUUGAAGCUAGUCGGAUACUAUAUUGCGUUGACCUGAUCAUCUUCAGCAUUCGUUUACUGCAAGUAAUAUCUCCUUCGAAAAAUCAUGGACCGAAAUUAAUUAUGAUUCGUAAAUUGUUAGGAGAUUUGAUUUCAUUUCUGGUCAUACUCUUCGUCUUUUUGGUGGCGUUUGGUAUCGCUAGUCAUGCUAUACUCUAUCCUAAUCGCAUUUCGGGCAAAAGUGCAGUUGUUUCAAUCUUACUAAUUCCAUAUUGGCGAAUUUUUGGCGAUUUGAAUAUAGACAGUACAGAAAAUAUUAUCAAAUGCGCAACCACUAAUACCUCAAAUGCUACAGUUGCUGGAAUAACAUACUCUUACUACAACUGCCUUGCAGUAGAGAUAGUUGUGAAUGCUCUCCUAAUCAUUUAUCUCUUGAUUGCCAUCAUUCUCCUUCUUAAUUUGUUGAUUGCAAUCUUAAAUAAAAGAUACGACGAACUGGACGGCGAUGCUAAGAAAUUAUGGGCUCAGCAAUUCACAGCCCUUGUUAGAGAAUACGUCUUCCGAACGCCUUUUAUACCACCGCUCAAUCUAAUACAAACAGUAGUCUCCGUUAUUUCUCAUAUCGUUAGUCUGCGCUUGAAAUCACUACUUCAAAGUGUUAGCGAUGAAGAUUUUGCAAAAUCUUUGAAAUUGCCUGAUAUUAGCAACAUCAACAUUCCUUACGACGCUCUUCCGGAUAUUGAAGAAGAUUUAAAGAAAGAAUUAAUUGCGAACAACGCUGAAUUUGGGCAGAAAGAUAAACUUAAGAGGCUGCAACGAUUUUGGAAAGGAGACAAUAACGAUAGCCGUUAUUUAAUCAAACAGCAAAGUCGCUUAGCAGCUGAUAGAUUUGAGAAACAGAAUAAAGAUGUAACAAAAUUGAAAGGAGAUAUGAAAAACCUACGAAAUGAUAUGACAGAAGUGAAAAGAUUAAUGUAUAAUGUAUGUAAUAAAAUUGAACGGGCACAACUGCCAAGGCAAUCAACUUUGGCGGAACAAGAUCGUAUUAAUUACCGACCCGAAACCUAUAAAAGAAAAUAG